CGGGAGCAGUUGUGUUCGUGGUUUAGUGGAAAAAAUGCCGUUCUACUAAGGUUUAUUUACCAAAAAUAAAUUUAGCUCCGAUAUACUUCGUGUAACUCGCAUCCUCUGUUUCAGAAGGGGAUUUUGUCGUCAUCGUAACCGAGUGCAUCAGUGUCCGCGAUAGGCUUCUUCUCGUUUUACACUUUGCCGUACUGGUGCAGAUGUUUGUGAUGUGACGGAAAAGCGACUCAAAAUUCUAUCGUUUAUACGCCGUACACGCGCUCUCGGAGAGAAAAGGUUCUUACGUUACGCGAGGAUCAGAUGAAAAAAUGCGCAACGCAAUAAAUUCUGGACUGGUUGCAUUGCUGUUUGAUAUACCGGUUGGUUGAAAGUUUCUUGAAGAUUUUUUUACGAGGUUGAAGACAAUGCUAAUAGACUUUCAGAGUGGCAGUGUAUAAAAAACAAAAACAGAACGGAAGGCAGCUUCUCAUAGUGAUUAUUGCGUUUUUCAACUUUGCCGACUCAGCUUAGUGAAUCUAAACGGACCAGGUUGUGCCACUUUAGAGUAUGAAAGUGAUUCUUGUACGGCUUCCGUGGUUGCUGUGGAAAAAACAGUGAUUAGAAGUGUGAAUCGGAAUAUAUUACAAUUUGUAUAAAAAUAAUAAACGGUCGUGAGAAAAAGCGACGGUGCAAGACGAAGAGAGUUUACAAAAAUAUUUCGCGACAAGUGGAUGUGCUAACAUACCUUACGAUACACUCACACCCGAAUACGUGCAAAUAUUCGUAUUUCGUGCCUUGUUGGACGGCAGCUCGAAUCGUGCGGUAAUAUUGUAAACACAGGCUAAGCUCUCGGUAGGGGCACGCAGGGUUAAAAGAUGGAUUCGUUUGGAUCGCCCUGGCCGGCAUCGUCGCGCGAUGGACUUGACGGUCUGUCGAACGACGGUGUUCCGAUGGAUGCCCUCACCGAGCUGCAGGAUGGGGCCUUCGAACCUCAGACACGUGCACGAUCCAACACAUGGCCAUUGCCAAGGCCGGAGAACUUUGUCGAACCGGAAGUGGAAUCCGAAAGCAAUAAGUGUAGUAAUCAGCAGUUGGCAAGUACUGGUACCAAUGCAAAUCAACCGCAAUCAGUGCCGUCCACCACGAAGAAAAACUCUUCGCGCCGUAACGCUUGGGGUAACCUGUCGUACGCUGAUUUAAUUACACAAGCAAUUAGUUCAGCAGGUGAUAACCGACUAACGCUCAGCCAGAUCUAUGAAUGGAUGGUGCAAAAUGUGCCAUAUUUUAAAGAUAAGGGAGACUCCAACAGCAGCGCAGGGUGGAAGAACUCGAUCAGACACAACCUAUCGCUGCACAACCGAUUCAUGCGAGUACAAAACGAAGGAACCGGCAAGUCAUCCUGGUGGAUGCUGAACCCGGAUGCGAAACCGGGCAAAUCGGUCCGUCGAAGAGCCGCCUCUAUGGAGACGUCGAAGUACGAGAAGCGCCGCGGUCGAGCUCGGAAGCGAGUCGAAGCUAUCCGACAGCAGGCGGCUCUGGGGCUUGCAACCAACGCUUUAAACGAUGCCACUCCGUCACCCAGCAGUAGCAUAAGUGAAAACCUGGACUCGUUCCCCGAGAGCCCCCUGCAUAGUGGUAACUUUCAACUGUCUCCCGACUUUCGGCAACGUGCUUCGUCAAAUGCGAGCUCUUGUGGCCGUUUGAGCCCGAUCCAAUCAAUAGUGGGCAUCGAUAACACGUGGACCUAUCCGCCAGAUCUGGCAGAACUGGCAGACCCGCCGGAGAGUGUACAGACUGUUGAAGCGGAGCUUAACGCCCAGGGACAGUCUCAGCUGGAUAAGCUGGUCGGAUCAUUUGCGGAUGACCUUACACUGCAGCAGACUGAUUUCUUCAAAGGGUUCAACCAAGCAACGACGCUCCACAGCCAACCUCCGCCACCAUAUCAGCCACCGCAGCCGUACUCCUUGCACGCGACGGUGGCCCAACCGUUCGGUUUCCAGCAGCAGAGCCAGUGUCCAAUUCACCGCCUGCAACAGUGCACCUGUAUGCUACAAAACAAUACCCGCGAGAGCAUGUCGCCCGCGUCUGGAACUGGCAUGUCGCCGUCGUAUCCACACAGCGAACCGUCGCCGGAUUACGCAAUGCUAGUGGGAGCCCGUGUGAUACAGCGAACGCCAUCGACCAGCCCUCCGCUGACACCCAACACCGUUUGCGGUAUGGUGACGACGCAUCAGAACGACAACACUCCGCAAACGUUAAUGGGCCAAUUUAUGGAGGCGUUAAAUAAUCAAACAAACAUAGACGAUAUAAACAUCAACUUGGAAUCCUUUCCUGGAGGACUGGAGUGUAACGUUGAUGAAGUGAUAAAACAUGAGCUUAGCAUGGAAGGAUCGUUGGAUUUCAAUUUUCCAAUAUCGAAUCACAGCACCUACACGCCAACUAAUAGUUCUAACUCGCAGGAUUCGACAAUCAGUGCAAUAGCCGCAACACCAAACCAGGCAACCGCACCCCUACCCCACGGCCAGUACACGGCCCGAACGAGCGUCACACCACCUUCCUGGGUUCACUGAGGGUGGCUGUGAAUUGGAGCGUACUUGAUGGAUUCGUUACUGCGAACACAAAGUGCAUCCAAUGACUAAGCAGAUUGGCGCUCUGAUUGCGAUGCGCCAAAGCUGGCAGCGACUUCCGUCGAACUGGGCGGAACUCACGAGAAUGGACCCUUGACAUUGGCCUCUAUUGAAUUACAAUACACUAUCCCAAGUUUUUACGACGCAGAAUAUCGCCACGAUCAACAUAUAUUCCUGUAGCAGUUUUCCUCCUGGACGAAACAUUGUUUUGAAAUUCGAAAAGCAAGAAACCGUUUAUUUCACGAACAGAACAACAAGGCUAUCAGUGUUAACAACUCUUCCCAAGCAUCCCUUUUUUGUGUUUUAACCUAAUUCAACUGUAACGAAAAGUUUUUUUUUUAUUUUUAUUACUCUGACAAACUCGACAAAACUAUCAGGAGGAACUUUUUGUCACGUACAUUAUUAAACUAACAGAAAAGCAAAAUACACAGACCUAGAUUGCCGAAAAGAACAGAUUGAUAGGUAACCGUUUAAUAUGUAGCGAGAAUUUUAUCUGAUAGCAGUUUUUGCAGUAGAACUCACUAAGACAAAUAACGAAACAUAGCGCUGUUUUAUGUUUAAGCAAAAGUACAUUGGUUUGUAUGCUAAGAUUAUGUUAACAAUUGUUCUGUUGUUUCGUUUAGAACAUUGCAUAACAUAUGCUCUAGAUUAGUUGUUGAAUUUUGUUAAGAGCCGUUGGAUUAUUCUUUCUACAACUAAUCAAAAAAACUAUAGUGAUAUUACAGUUAGGCUCGGCAAGCAAAUGGUGCUUUUUACUUCCGGAAAAAUAAAAGGCCCGCUUAAGAAAAAAAAAGCAACAGGUGGUUCUCGUUAUGUUUGGCACAGCCCACUGCACAGAGUGGGCGGUGGAACACGAUGUUGUAUGUUUAGCCGUCGCACAAACCAACCCCACUGCCAGCAGUGUGGAGUUGCUUGGCCACAUGCUGUCAGUGCCAGCUUUUUUGCUCAACCGUACACACCUGCCGCCAUCUUUCUUUCGUUCAAUGCUUUGCUUCGCAGGAAGCUCAGGCGCGAUUAGCAAGCGAACAAGCUGUAUAGUCGUUAUCGUUACGCAAAUUGGGGUUCUGCUUCAUAUUAUUAUAGAAUAAUCAGUGCCAUUUAAUGAAUCUUGUAUGAAUUUCAAUCUUCGCUCUUCGAAGAAAUAGCAGCACUUCGUCAAAGAAAGCAACAAUGUAAAUACAAUUCGAUCGCUAGCAAUUUGUACAUAUAGUUACCAAAUAUAAAUAAUAGUAAACAUAAGCUGGCAAGCCCCUCCCUAAUAUUAUAAGGAUAGCCGAUCACUUCUUGUUACAACAACCAGUCGAUUUUAUUUUUGAUGCACCGUGCGAGAAUGUUUCGAUUGCGGAAGAAAGAAAUUACUAGAAUAAACAGAUACAUUUUGGCGAUAAUAUUGUUUCAAUUAAAAACUGUAAAUAUAAUGGAAACCUAGGUGGCAACAUUUGAUCAUACGCUAAUGUUUAAUUAAGCAAGUGGUUAUUAGUGGUAACAAAAAAUGUAUAUUCAUAGUAGAAAGCUUAGUAAGUUAGGGCACUUAACAUUAAGAAAUGUAAGGCGAUUAACGGUUGAUUGAAUUGAGCAUAGAAACCGAAAUUCACAUACACAGACACCCACAAAAACCUAAUUCGAUGCGUCUUCAAAGUUAAUAGAACAAACUGAUCUUCAAUGACCAAGGAAUAUCGUGAAAAUGAAUGUGUUCGUAAAAUUAAUUUUAAAUUCCAUUUUUACUUUACUCUUUUACUUUCCUUUUCGACCGAAGCCCUCUGUGGACGAGAAAAGGAAAACUUUGCGGUAGCAAACAUUGUCGACGAGCAAAAUAAAAAAAUUGUUAUACGUGAAUAUAUAGAAUGGCUUAGAAGCGAUAAUGCUACGCUCUUGUAUGAAAUUGAAAAAUUGAUGCUGAUGGUGAUUUUGUGGAGAAAUUGUUGCUUCGUACAAAUUAAUUAAUACUGCAGAAAAAUGAAACAGUAACAUUGAUUUUGGGUUUGAUAAACGAAUUGGAACAAUAAGAA
Molecule: messenger RNA, 4615 nt
Organism: Wyeomyia smithii (pitcher-plant mosquito)
Lineage: Eukaryota; Metazoa; Arthropoda; Insecta; Diptera; Culicidae
Gene: foxo
Product: forkhead box protein O
Exons: 11
Coding region: 855-2549 (564 amino acids)
Biological process (GO): regulation of transcription by RNA polymerase II
Cellular component (GO): nucleus
Molecular function (GO): RNA polymerase II cis-regulatory region sequence-specific DNA binding; DNA-binding transcription factor activity, RNA polymerase II-specific
Source: RefSeq, a predicted model, not a curated record